CGGGUUCGCUCCCACAAGCGCGCUCCCGACUCUGGACACACACGGUGUAAGCCUGAAACGAGACCCAUUUCCGGGACGCACUGAAAAAAACCAGACUUUCCCUAGGAAAUCGCGCUCCCAGCUCCCGCGAGACCCGUCAGGGUGCGCAUGCGUAGGGCCGGGCUCUAGGACCCGGCAGAAAGACCAGCGGGCGGACGCGGACGCGGACGCGGACACGUCUCGAGGAAGUCUCGCGGUGUUUGCAUUUGAAUGUUUGGCGGGUGACGGACAUGGCGGCUUCACCCCCGCGACUCAGGAAUCGGCUCUUAAGAACUUAUGGGGCUGCCCGCGGCUGGGGGCCGCGGCGGGCGCCGGUCCGGGCAGCCGCGCAGUGGUUCCCGCCGCAAAAUCCGAAGCGUUUCUUCAGCAGCAGCAGCAGCAACGCCAGCAGUGACGACCCCUCGCAGUCUGUCGCUUCGGACGAUUCUGACGACCCUGAUUUCUCCAGCAGCCCGGUGGUUCAACGGCGGAGGCGCCGUGGCGGUCAAAUCUCCAAGGCCCAGCCGAGUCCGAUCGUGACCCCAAGACGCCUGAGGCUACGAGCUCGGCCCCCGCAGAAGUGCAGCACGCCCCGCAGCUCACUCCUGCCACCGCCCUUCCCCAGCAGCAACCCGGACCUCACUGAGUGCAACCAGCGCGGGGACAGUGGCGAGCUGGGCACCAGUGCCUCCCUGUUCAGCUCUCCGGCCUCUUCCAGCCCCGGCUCUGGGUCCCCAGAGCUGAGAGACGGUGUCAUCUGUAUCGACCUCUCCGCCUCUCGGAGUGCAGCCUCUGAAGUUCCCUGCGACUCCCACCUCCCGGCAGCCUCUCUGGACCAAGCACCUCACUCCUGCUCCCAGGAGACAGCAACCGGAGGAGGCAGGAUCACCAGAUUGGCUCACCGAACCCGUGCCCGCCGCAGGUCAGCUCUCUUUAGCCUUAUGGGCUCGGGAAACUCUGAGGAUUCUGAGUUUGGGGUAGAUGGGAAGAAUACGAGGGAGUCCUGCUGCGAAAGAGAAUUGGUGGGGAAGAGGCUGGAGGGGCCAGGUUUAUCAAGCAGCCGUAAGAAAAGGCCCCCAGACCAGGACUCUUGUCAAACGAUUGGGGCUCAAGGGGCUGUCCAGACAGAAUAUGAGGGGGCCGAUGGUUGCAAGAGCUGUAUUGUACCUGGGGAAAUCUACAGGCCUGAGAGAACUGGGUCAAGCAAGAAAAGGAAACAUCAGGAGGCAGCAGAAACCUCCCUCGUGCGUUGCCACCAGUUUAAAAAGGGCCAAAGGAUGGAACAAGAUUCAUUCCUCACCCAGGACCUGACUCGUGUGCGGAAUGACUGCUCUUGGACCAAAGGCAAGGCUUCCUUCGGUUUCCACAAGAAGAAGGUCGUGACUACUGUGUCAGAAGUGUGCAGCAGCUACGCCACUACCGGUUCUCUCUCUGGGUCCCUCUUAUCAGACUAUUCAAACUCUUCUGUCCUGAACAGAACAAACAGUGCUUUGUUCCCUCGGCACUCCUCUUCCAUGCAUUUGCUAACCCCCUUAAAGACAACACAUGCCAUAGACAAGAAGGCAUCUGAUGCUGAAAAGGUUUAUAGGGAAUGUAACCAGGAGGGUCCGAUCCCUUUUAGCUAUUGCCUUUCCGCAGAAAAGCUGGAAUGCUGUGAGAAGAUUGGGGAAGGGGUGUUUGGCGAAGUGUUUCAAACAGUUGCUAAUCAUACACCUGUAGCCCUAAAAAUCAUUGCUAUUGAGGGACCUGAUUUAGUCAAUGGAGCCCAUCAGAAGACUUUUGAGGAAAUCCUGCCAGAAAUCAUCAUCUCCAAAGAGCUGAGCCUCUUGUCUGACGAGGUAUGCAACCGCACGGAAGGCUUCAUUGGGCUGAACUCAGUGCACUGUGUUCAAGGACCUUACCCUUCCUUGCUCCUCCGAGCCUGGGACCACUAUCACUCAACCAAAGGGUGUGCCAACGACCGGCCUGACUUUUUUGAGGAAGACCAGCUCUUCAUUGUGAUGGAAUUUGAGUUUGGAGGGAUUGACUUGGAGCGAAUGAGAAAGGAGUUGUCCUCCCUAGCUACUGCAAAGAGCAUUUUACACCAGAUCACCGCAUCCCUGGCCGUGGCAGAGGCAUCACUGCACUUUGAGCACCGAGACUUACACUGGGGGAACGUGCUUUUAAAGAAAACCCGCCUCAAGGAACUCCACUACACUCUCGACGGGCAGACAGGCACGAUCGCCACCCAUGGGCUGCAAGUCAGCAUUAUUGACUACACCCUGUCACGUGUGGAGCGGGAUGGCAUCGUGGUUUUCUGUGACCUUUCCAUGGAUGAGGACCUAUUUACAGGUGGAGGGGACUACCAGUUUGAGAUCUACAGGCUAAUGAGGAAGAAGAACAACAACUCCUGGGGUGACUAUCACCCUUAUACUAAUGUGCUCUGGCUCCAUUACCUCACAGAUAAGAUUCUGAACGAGAUGACUUUCAAGACUAAAUGUAACACCCGUGCCAUGAAGCAAGUGAAGAGAAACAUCCUGAAUUUCCACAGGACAAUGCUGAACUUCAGCUCUGCCACUGACCUGCUCUGCCAACACAGUCUAUUUAACAGCCAGUGACCACCUCAGCAGCUGUAUGCACUGACUGUUAGCCAUGGCCCGGAGCUGGAAUGGGGGAACCCAGAGCUCGAAAGGAAGACUUCCUGGGGAAGGGAGACGCAGUUCUCAGAAGCCAGAGCUUGGAGCUCUGAGUGGGUCAACAUUUUGGGGCAGGUUUUUUUUCCGUUUUGUUUUCAAUGUAGCCAAGUAAACUGUUCUUUUUCACUCACUCCCAGUGAGAGAGCAGGGUUAAACUAGCUGUAAGCUCCCAGCUAGAACUCAUUCUCUGGAAACAUCUAUGUGCUUAAAUUAACACCAAAUCACUUCUCACCCACUUUAUCUGUGCAACAAAAAAAUCUUCAUUAAACCAUCAAAGUAAUAAUUGAUUAAGGUAAGAGUCAUGAAUGGAUGUUUAAAAAGAUACAUAAUCUUAAGGCAUCUCCCCAUAAAAGAUACUUACUAAUUACAAAGGGAAAUAGCACCAGUAAUGGGAUAAUGCAACAUGACAUGCUUCCUAAUAGGAUGCAUUUAGGACACUUCUAUGAUAUUCCUGCCAAAACUAUGCAUAACCUGAAUCUAAUCAUGAGGAAACGUCAGACACAUUCAAGGAUAGGAACAUUCUGCAGAAUAACUGCCCUGUACCUUUUGAAAAUUAAGGUGAUUAAACAAACUGAGAAACUGUCCAGAUUAAAGGAGACGAAAGAUAAAUGACGACGAAAUGCACUAAAUGAUCCUAGACCGUAAAAUUUUUUCUCUUUUCCUAUAAAGGACAUUAAUAGAAUAACUGAUAAAAUUUAAAUAAAGUUUGCAGGUUAGAUAAUAGUAUUUUAUCAUUGUUCAUUUCCUGAUUUUGAUCAUUGUAUUCUGAUUCUGUAAGAGAAUGUCCUUGUUUUUCUUGAAACAUAUGCUGACGUUAUGGGGGGUAAAGACGCAUCAUAUCUACAACUUACUCUCAAAUGGUUCAGAAAUAUACGUGUGUGUGUGUAUGUGUGUAAUAUAUAUGUAUAUAUGUAUAUGUACUGUCUACAUUAUGAGAGAAGGAUAAAGAAAUGUGAAUGAUAAAGCAGGUGAUAAAAUGUGAAAAUGGUAAUAUUUGGGGAAUAUAGAUAAAAAAUG
Rhinolophus ferrumequinum (greater horseshoe bat) is the source of this 3710-nucleotide messenger RNA. RefSeq names its product histone H3 associated protein kinase (gene HASPIN). The record is from RefSeq and is a predicted model, not a curated record. NCBI's taxonomy places the organism in Eukaryota, Metazoa, Chordata, Mammalia, Chiroptera, Rhinolophidae. Gene Ontology annotation, molecular function: ATP binding; histone H3T3 kinase activity. Gene Ontology annotation, cellular component: nucleus; cytoplasm. Bases 270 to 2615 code for a protein of 781 amino acids. The transcript is spliced from 2 exons. Gene Ontology annotation, biological process: protein phosphorylation; mitotic cell cycle; intracellular signal transduction.